GUGGUACAAGACAGAUCGGGCCAGUUCAGUGUCAGUGUUGCGCCAUGUCACAGGGCAAGUUUGGCUCGGGGACCUCAUAGAGCAAUGGAAUCGUUCAGCGUCGCAGAAGUACAAGUUAAACGACAAGGUGCUGAAUAAUGAUUUGCCUUGUAAAAUAACGGUAGACGAGCUCGCCAGACCCAUCUCAGUUCCCCCAGCUCCCCCCCCUCCCUUCACCGUCCAGCCCCCCAGCUCAGCCCCCGGCAUGACGUCCAAAUCCUCCCUGCUGAAGGUGAUCCUGUUGGGGGACGGCGGCGUGGGCAAGUCGUCCCUCAUGAACCGCUACGUCACCAACAAGUUCGACACGCACCUGUUCCACACCAUCGGCGUGGAGUUCCUCAACAAGGAGCUGGAGGUGGACGGGCGCACGGUGACGCUGCAGAUCUGGGACACGGCGGGGCAGGAGCGCUUCCGCAGCCUGCGCACGCCCUUCUACCGCGGCUCCGACUGCUGCCUGCUCACCUUCAGCGUGGACGACAGCCAGAGCUUCCUCAACCUGGCCAACUGGAAGAAGGAGUUUGCCUACUACGCCGACGUCAAGGACCCGGACGCCUUCCCCUUCGUGGUGCUGGGCAACAAGCUGGACGUGCCCGAGAGGCAGGUGGCGGGCGAGGACGUGCGGCAGUGGUGCCAGCAGAACGGCGGCCACCCGUACUUCGAGACGAGCGCCAAGGACGCCGUCAACGUGACGGCGGCCUUCGAGGAGGCGGUGCGCCGCGUGCUGGCGUCGGAGGACAGGGCGGAGCACCUCAUCCCCACGGAUACGGUGGACUUGCACCGGAGGCCGCGCUCCGGCGCCUCCUGCUGUUGAGGUGGCGGACUUGUGGGGGGACGAGGACUGCCGCCAGCCGCCGAGAGGUGGACGGGCAGCUGGAACGCUCUGAACCUGCCCUGGCGAAGAUCGUACUCCCGGGCAUGGCCACAUCACACACACACUCACACACACACACUCACACACUCUGCCCCGGACACCCACAUAUCAAGGCGUCUCUCACACUAGCACACUCGUAGGCUGUCGGAGCUGCUGGUUGGCGUGUCGCGAGCGCGGAAUUUUGAAGAUUGCGUUCUUCUCUUGCGACUGAUCCACGUUUUCACUGUGACGUGUCAACACGUUCGUCUUCACACGGGGAAACCUGCCGAUCACGGUUGUGUAGUUCACUAACUUUUCAUGAAAGAUGGAACGUUGUCCUUCUAAGCUCACAACUAGUUUUACUGGAGAGUAUUUAUCAGUGACUAUGAUGGAAAUGGCUUUAUUUCUAUAUCAUCUUGUCUCAACAGAAGCACUGCUGUUCAAAUCAAAUAAUGAAGUAACUGUACUAAGUAACGACUUUCUGUCUGUCUUUUUUUCUUUUUGUUAUUAUUCUUAGUCACUUUAUAGUCACUUUCUACUCAACAGGAUGAAUCAAGCCAAGGUCUUAGCUAUGUUUGUUGAUUUAUAAAGUAAACCUUUUUAUAUAACGUCAACGUGAAGCUGUUCCUCUUUUUCCUGCUGACCUGGAUGUGGUUCAAACCAUGUCCUGUGUCGUAGCAAAUGAUAUCAGCCAUUUAACUCAAUCAUUUGGAUAGCCCUGGAUCACCUGUAGCCUGACUCUCAUUCUCUUCUAUCUUACUGUACUCUACUGAUACACGACAAUGGGCCAAGCAUUGAGACAUUGCUUGUGUACAUUUGAAGGGUUUCAUUUUGAUUUCCAGACUCGGAACACUCAGACUGUGAUCAGAUGUACUUUUGUCUACUAGUUUUGGGAUAGCCACUGUAUUCAUAAUCCAUACAUUUUAUAAAGUGUAGCCUCAUCUCAUUUUAAAUCAACAGCCAAAAGCAGAUGAAUGACACUGAGCUGGGUGUUUCAUGUUGGUGUUUCAGCCACCUUUUAACUGUACUAUGCAAACUAGCACAUGCGCUUCUCAGGUUCACAGCCCAGAUUCCCAUAGAUCAGUUUUGGACAUCAAACCUUCAAGCCAUUGUGUUAUCCAGUAUCGGCCUAUGUGGUAUGUAAAUACUACAUGCCAUUCUUGUGUGUCUAAAAUCCUAUCAUCUACUUAUGUUUUGCAUUGAAACAUGGAACUAUGAAACACUAAAAUAAGCAGUUCCGUUUUUUGUGUUGAAAUAAAGUUGCUAAUUUGAGAAAA
Molecule: messenger RNA, 2166 nt
Organism: Osmerus eperlanus (European smelt)
Lineage: Eukaryota; Metazoa; Chordata; Actinopteri; Osmeriformes; Osmeridae
Product: ras-related protein Rab-9A-like
Exons: 3
Coding region: 245-850 (201 amino acids)
Biological process (GO): retrograde transport, endosome to Golgi; Rab protein signal transduction
Cellular component (GO): phagocytic vesicle; lysosome; late endosome
Molecular function (GO): GTPase activity; GTP binding
Source: RefSeq, a predicted model, not a curated record